UCCUUGGUAGAAAGACACCACUCCUUGGACUCGUAAGCAAAGUUGUCGAAAUCGAGGCCAGUGAAACGCACACUUAUUCUUCCUCUCUAUCCCUCUUUCCUGUUUACCGUUUCGUUUGUUUCUGCGGAAAAUGGGAGGUGAAGAAAAUGUAAAGCAUCUUGAAGAUUGUUCUGUUUCCAAUGCAUUGGGCACUUGGGUAUUCUCAGUUGCAGGAGCUUUGCUGGCUAUUCCAGUGGGGAUAAAGCGCAAAUCUCUGGCACCCCUUGUAUUUUUUGGCACCACUGGUACUAUGUUGGAUAUUAUUAUGGGAAUUAGUGCUUGCGAAAGGGAACAUGCAGAGCGCCAAAUGAAGUUACUUGAAGCGCAAAAUGCUGCUGCCGAGACUUCUUUGGGUGAAACAGAAAUUGAUUCAUAAACUGCUAUGUUGAAGUUGUCAGCAUUGUCAAAUUUAUUUGGUCAUGAUUGUAACAAACUAAAUGCACUUUUUCUGGUAGCCUAAGGUCAAAUGUUCUUCUAAUUGAUGCUUUUUCGUUGGCCUUUUUUUUCUGGUUUUUCUUCCAGCAGUGUAGACCAAAGAAGGCGGGUAUGAAGCAUUUCUAUGUUAAUUUAUUACUAUAAGGAUUGCAGGGAUGUUUGGUUACAUUAUGUUUCCAAUAUAAUGGUAAUUGAAAAACGCCCUUGUUGGGAUAUAGCUACAACACCCGAAAGGGUUCUUAUUUUUGGAGCAAAUUGUGUAUCGAAUAAUUGGAGCACUGUACCCAUUUUUACAAGGAAGCUGAUCUCUUGUUUUUUAUCUCA
Glycine soja is the source of this 798-nucleotide messenger RNA. RefSeq lists its product as uncharacterized. The record is from RefSeq and is a predicted model, not a curated record. Lineage: Eukaryota; Viridiplantae; Streptophyta; Magnoliopsida; Fabales; Fabaceae. The transcript has 2 exons. The coding region runs from base 131 to 415 and encodes 94 amino acids.